UCGAAUAUAUUGUUGACGCAUGAGUCAAGAUCACCAGAUGAUGAUCGCGGACUGUUGUGCACGAGAAAAUAAAUAGAAAAUUGCACGUAUUUUUGUUCUUAUCCCUCAGAUGUUUGCUAUAGAUAACUUGCAGUAAACGCACUUGAAUAACUGCGGAACGUCUGAUUUUCUUCUGAACAUAAAACUGAACGUUACCAAUACCAAGCUAGUAGCCCUACUACUAAAAACUGGCAACGACGCAACGACGACGUAUUGAAUAUAUACUACAGGCCUUCCGCAUCGGCAGAUCGGAUUGCAUAGAUUGCUAAGACACUCAUCAUGUUCAGCUCUGGCUUCAGAUCCACAAAAUUUUCAACAUCGGCUCGCCUGUCAAUCAACAGGCUUAAGCUACUGGAGAGGAAAAAGACUGAACAGGCACAGAAAGCAAGGAAGGAGAUAGCAGAUUAUCUGUCCAUAGGCAAGGAUGAAAGGGCCAGGAUAAGGGUUGAACACAUCAUUCGUGAGGACUACUUGGUAGAAGCAAUGGAGAUUGUGGAACUGUACUUAGACCUCUUGCUUGCCCGACUGGGUCUCAUCACCUCCACCAAAGCGCUGGAUCCGGGCAUUCAGGAGGCAGUAGCCAGUGUCAUCUGGGUCACACCACGAAUGUCUGCGGAGGUUGCUGAAUUGAAAUUGGUGUCAGAACAGCUUGUCCACAAAUAUGGAAAAGAAUUUGGAGAGUCUGUCAGAAAGGGAGAGUGUGAGUUUAUCAACGAAGGGCUUAAGCACAAGCUUGGGGUGCAGGCACCGCCCAAACGCCUCGUGGAAAACUACCUGGUGGAGAUAGCCAAGAGCCACAAUGUUGCGUAUGAGCCAGAUCCCUCCAUCCUCAAUCCUCCUGACAUUGACGGGCUCCUGAUGGAUCUUGGAGAUGAAGCCCUGUCUGGAAACAAGAAGGGUGGGGGAGGCGGUGGAGGAAUCAGUGUCCAACUGCCUCCUCAGCAACAGAAUUACCCCCCUCCUGCCCAGGUGUACCCCCCUCCUGCCCAGGCCUAUCCUCCAGCAGCCCAGGGGUACCCUCCCCCAGCUAGCAACCCGGCCUACCCUCCCCCGACACAGACAUAUCCCCCAGCUGCGAGUUUAAGAAUGAAUGAUUCCCGGCCACCAUCCUACAACAAUUUGGCCUCAUCCCAUGGGCCCCCUUCCCGGCCUAAUGCACCCCCUGUUGGUCCUGCUACUCCGAGGAGUAACACCACACCUCAAAAAGCGCAUAGCCCCGCACCGCCUUACUCGGAGAAUGACCCUAUGUACCCUCCUAAUGUUCAGCAAUCUAACCACGGACCUCCAGCAGCCACGGCAGAGCCAGCUAUGCCUGUUCUGCCUCAAGUUCCUACUACCAGCUUCCCUCCCCUGGACAACAGUGUGGGUGGCAACUCGGGUGGUGGAGAGGAUGUUGACUUUGACGACCUGAGUCGCAGAUUUGAAGAAUUAAAGAAAAAGAAGUAAAUGUACAGAAAUGAUGCCAAUAUUUCAGUAACUAUUGCUUAAUGUGUUGCCCAGAUGACAGCUCUUUGUAUAAUUCUUCGAAACUGUAGUCAGAUUGUGUUGGAGCAAUUUGUACACUAAUAACUUGAAGGUCAGAAGUUUUAGCAUAAAAGCAGGAAAUUCUUAUUACAUGUAAUCAGUGUCAUUUCUUAGCUCUGUUGUGCACUUGACAAAAUCAGAGUUUGAUGCUUAUUGAGUGUAGUCAUAGGGCUAUCUCCAUAACUGUUUGAUGCCACUGCCCUGGGCUAAGAUGGCAGUCAAGGUUGCCUUCAGUGUAUAUAGUUAUUUUACACAUUGUGGUUAUAAAAAAAAUGCAGUGGGGGUGGAGUCUGCCCUUCCCCCCUUAUCGUUCCAAUAUCACCGCAGUGCAUUUGUUUGAUGAGCAAAGACUUUAGGAUUUUGUUGACACCAGUGUUGUGAAAAGAGAACAUACCGUUCUUGCACAGCACCUGAGUUUGUUUCUGCAUUCAAUUGGGGACCCUGAAAAAUAGAGGACAAUAAGGUCCCUGAUUGACAGAGGGUCCCCG
Messenger RNA from Acanthaster planci (crown-of-thorns starfish), 2051 nucleotides. RefSeq names its product IST1 factor associated with ESCRT-III (gene ist1). The record is from RefSeq and is a predicted model, not a curated record. Gene Ontology annotation, biological process: protein transport. NCBI's taxonomy places the organism in Eukaryota, Metazoa, Echinodermata, Asteroidea, Valvatida, Acanthasteridae.